AGGAGAUCCCCCUCUCGCUGCCGCUGCAUUUGGAGGAGCCUACUCCGCCAAGACCACAGGCAGCUCCGGUGCUGCAAGUGGAGGAGCCUGCUCCGCCAAGACCGAAGGAGCCCGCGCAGGAAGUUAUGCGCUCACAAGCGCCCACUCCGCCGCCGAGAAAGACCAGCGAGGACACGAUCUACCCCUUUCGUGACACUCCGGCCAAGCUGCGACGGGCCAGCGAGGAUACCGUCUACCUCCGGGACUCGCCGUCAGCAUUGCUGGAGUCGGAGCUUGCGACCGAGCAGGACGUGCCCAGCGAGCGCGUGGGGUUCAUGAGCUCCCCGCCGCCCAAGCCCACGCUGCAGCCAGAGGAGCACGUGGCAGAGGCGCCCCCGGCUCCGCCGUCUCCGCCGGCAUCCCCCCCGCUGCCCCUCUUCAGCGCCAAGGAUGUGUUCACCUGCCACAAGGGCGAGCUGCCUAUGGGCGUGUCCCGCCUGCAGGAGCCCACCUGCACGGAGCACGUAGUGCAGCACGCCAAGUUCUCCGAGGAUCGCCAGUCGAACCCCCGAUGGUGCGGCUGGGAGCUUUGCCGGGAGGCGCAGGCUCGCCGGCAAAAAUGCACGCGCUGCAGCCAGGCCUUGGAGUCCUUCUUCGACCACCGCUGCCCCAAGUGCUCCGCCCCGGUGUGUGUGAAGUGCUUUACGGGGCAGCACCAGCUGUCCUGGUUCCGGUGUCGCAACUGCGGGGACCAGGACGCCAACCGCAGCGCCUUGCAGUCGAACAUGUGGAUCUUCCACGCCUACUGCUCCACGACUCGCGUCUUCAGCGACCUCAGCAGGGGUGUGUCCUCCGUUCUGCAGCCCUGCCAGAGUAGCAAAGCGCCGCAGGCGCUCCCUCGGAGCGAUGCAGGAGGUGGGCAAGCACCACUGCCUGCGAACAGGACCCGAUUACCCGCGGCCUGGCAGGCGUAUGAGCCCGCCGCGCGGCCGCCGCCGCCCAGAGGUCACGUGCUUCCGCCUCCGCCUCCUCCUCUUUCGUCGGACCUGCCCGCGCUUCUGGGCCGCACUCCGGCGGCCCCGGCCGCGGACGUGUUCAAGACCCAGCUGCCUGGUGAGAUGCGCAGAUGAGGACGUAGAACAAAAAAACAGCGACCAAAAACCCGAUCGCAGAAAGGCUGUGUCCUGGUGGCUGUAAAAAGCAGCCCAUAUUCCACUAUUCCACUUUGCUCAAUUGUCCCUCAAAGUUGAUCUGAAGCCAACUGCAGGGUGAC
Messenger RNA from Effrenium voratum, 1252 nucleotides. Lineage: Eukaryota; Dinophyceae; Suessiales; Symbiodiniaceae. The record is from the annotation of a GenBank genome assembly.